This is a messenger RNA of Leishmania braziliensis MHOM/BR/75/M2904, 972 nucleotides long. RefSeq names its product putative actin-like protein. Bases 1 to 972 code for a protein of 323 amino acids. The transcript has a single exon. The record is from RefSeq and is a predicted model, not a curated record. NCBI's taxonomy places the organism in Eukaryota, Euglenozoa, Kinetoplastea, Trypanosomatida, Trypanosomatidae.
AUGGAGGCCACAUACAUUGUGGAUUGUGGGCAUCACACCCUCAAGUACGCCGGGCUCUCAAAGCGGAACCGGAAGGCCGUGCAAGUGCUCAUCAAAGAGCGCCGGAGUGAGUGCAAUGCCUAUGUGACCGAUGAGGAGCGGUUUCGACAGUGCGUACCUCAGCUGCUCUCCGGAGAAUUGCGCAGUGACGAAGACCUGACGCUCAUACUGUUGCUGGAUACCCACCACUCGCAGAAAUCGAAGGCGACGCUGCUAUACGCGUGUUUCGAGCAAUUUGGAUGCAAGAAGGUUUGUCUUCACUACACCGCCUGCACAGGGCUCUACGCAGCUGGCGAAACCUCCGGGGUAGUGGUGGACCUUGGCUACGCCGGGGUUCAGCUCACUUCAGUACAUAAGGGCGCCGUGCAAACGGCCAUAUCGACGAGACUUUCUUCUGUCGGCACUCGGAGCCUCGACGACGAGCUGCACAGGCUGCUGCACGGCAGCGCGACGGAGGAGACACUUCGACUCGUCAAGACGCACUGCUGCUCAUUGACGGAGCGCGACGAGAUGGUACCGGAGCUGACGCUGCCGGACGGGUCGGUGUUCCCGCACGAUGAUCUGAAGAGGAAUGAGCUUCACAGAGUCACCAAGGCGCUUCUUUACUCCACCACGUCCUCCGUUCCAGAAACUUUGCGCAUGGUUUACCAGAAGCACUCGAUUCGUUUCUCCGACUCCACCUCGUGGGUGCAGCUGGGCGGUGGCUCACUGAUCAGUGGGGUGGACGAGGCGCUCACGAGAGCAAUGGCCCAUCCACUUUGCCGCCACUCGGCAAAGCAGCUUCACUUGAAGGACGUCACGCAUGCCCCAGUCAGCGGCGGCAUCAUCCUAUCGCAGCUCAACGUCUUCAAGAGCAUGUGUAUUGGCGUGGCCGACUACGAGGAGUACGGCCCUGACGGCUGUCUCCACAUGCAGGUCGUGGACGCCAGGUGA